AUGUCCUCGCCAGUUUCAGAUGAAUCUUCGUCCUUGUUCAGCACUGAAAGCCUUUUAGAAGAUUACAUUGGUUGGGUCAUGUCCUGUUUCAUCACCAUUUUGUGCAUGUUUUUAAUCUUCUUUCCCGUCUCUUCUUUAUUUAAAUUUUGUAAAUCUUCAAGAUCUUCUCAACCAACGAAUAGAAAUGAUAAUGAUCAAAAAGAUGAAGAGUUGGAACAUACAACACAUUCUCAUGCAGGUUUCACUUCUGUGGUGAGAUCAUUUCUCAUUCGGAGUGUCCUGUCAUGUGUCAUCUUUUUUGUGGCAUUACCUUGGGCUUUUGAUACCUUCUCAAAUCAAAUCUACACACAACCUGACACAUUGAAGAAUACUGUGGCCAUGACCAUUCAUCAGAAUAUUCCUUUCAUUGCGGAUUUACAUGCAGAUACUUUGAUGUGGAAACAUCGAGGAGGAUUUUUGACAACGGAAAAAGGUCAUGUCUCACUUUCAAAAAUGCAACGAGGAAAUCAAGCAUUGCAAGUGUUUGCAGCUGUCAAUUCCAUUCCACACACGCUCAAUAUGAAAACCAAUGUCAAUUCUACAGAUAUUUUACCAUUUCUCAUGGCGAGUCAAUUAUAUGACUACUCUGCUUGGUUUUCUCCAUUCCAACGAGCUCGUGCUUAUAGUAAAUUAUUACAUGACUAUCAAUCAGAAAGUAAGGGAUUGUUCACCAUUAUUAAGAAUAAGAAAAUUUUAGAAGAGUUUGUCUCGAAACGAGCUCACAACAAGAAUCUCGUUUCUGGAUUGUACUCCAUUGAAGGAGCUACAGUUUUGGAGCACCAACUCGAAAAUGUUCAAAAGCUCUACGACAUGGGAGUGAGAAUGUUUGGUUUGAAUCAUUUUGGUGACAAUCAAGUCAGUGGCUCACUUCAUGGCCUCACAAAAUAUGGGCUCUCUGAUUUUGGAAAACAAGUCGUUCGAAAACUUUCUGAUUUGAAAGUUAUUAUUGAUUUGGCACAUGCAUCCGAGAAGGCCAUGAGUGAAGUAUUGGACAUGCUCGAACGAGGAGAAAUUUCCACAACUGUCAUGAUUUCACAUACUGGACUCAAAGGAAUUUGCAACACGACUCGUAAUCUUUCAGAUGAUUUUGCUAAACGAAUUGCUAAACAUGGAGGUGUUAUUGGAAUUGCCUUUUUCAAAUACACCACUUGUGGACAUGGUUUUGAAUCAGUGGCUCGUUCCAUCAAGUAUUUGAAAAAUUUAUUAGGAGGAAAUUCAGUUGAAAAUAUUGCUCUUGGAAGUGAUUGGGAUGGUACGAUUAAGGCCUUUGGAGCCAGUGAUCAUUUGGUACAUUUAACGGAUGCACUCAUUUCUCAAAAUUUCACAGAAACUGAAAUUUCUCAAAUUAUGGGAGGUAAUGUAUUGAAAAUGUUACGUCGUUCAUUACCCGACUAUUGA
Naegleria lovaniensis is the source of this 1437-nucleotide messenger RNA. RefSeq lists its product as uncharacterized. Gene Ontology annotation, biological process: proteolysis. Gene Ontology annotation, molecular function: metallodipeptidase activity. Bases 1 to 1437 code for a protein of 478 amino acids. The transcript is spliced from 2 exons. The record is from RefSeq and is a predicted model, not a curated record. Lineage: Eukaryota; Heterolobosea; Eutetramitea; Acrasida; Naegleriidae.